Dicrocoelium dendriticum is the source of this 480-nucleotide messenger RNA. The record is from the annotation of a GenBank genome assembly. NCBI's taxonomy places the organism in Eukaryota, Metazoa, Platyhelminthes, Trematoda, Plagiorchiida, Dicrocoeliidae.
UGGAUUUGUAUAGUCUAGUGACAAUUGCCCACAGUGUGUGUUGUGCAAACAUCCGCUUCCUAACAGUGCAAUGGUGCCAGUAGACUUGCGGCGGUGCUUUGAAAUAUUCUUGCGGAUUGUACGGGUAGAAAACGAUUAACUGAUCGCAGGCGAAAUGAACUGUUGACCACCAGAACGUACAUGCAUCCUGCUUCUCAGACGGUAAAGGGAAAAGCUACUGAAGCAAUUUAUAUGAUUAGUUAUCAUAUUGCGUUGACAGCAGAACCUCACACAGUAACCGAGGAACAUAUCAAGCGACGUGCAGUCCAAAUGGCUCGGUACAUCCAUCUGUCUCCAAUACCACCAUCAAAUGAUAUCGUAUCUCGAAGAAUUAAUGCAUUUGCAAUGGCUGUUAAGAAUAAGUUAACCUCACGCAUCAGAUCCGUUCACUUUGCUCUCCAACUGUAUUAGCCAUGGUCACACUUACAGUGCUACAUGUGC